CGCCCGCCUCCCUCCGCCGCGCGGUAGUCCGCUAUGCCCGCCUCCCUCUGCCGCUCUCAGCACGGUCACAGGCAGGACAUAGUUUGCGGUAGCCAUCACCUGCGCAUCCAGCAGCACGUCAACCCCCUCAGCUUCUCUUCUCGAGCCCUUCUCUCCCUUCCAAAUCUCAUUGCCCUGGCCAUCCUCUGCUCCCUCCGGGCCCAAAUCUUGCCCGCGCUGCGUCGCCCACACCUGGCCACUACGCACUUGUGCCCGCCCGGGCAACCUGGUGUCGAGACUGAGGAACACAACAGUUGCAGCUUCAAGACGAAGGAAUACAUCUGCUGCAGCCAUAGCCUCUGCCGGUGGAGCGAGCAACUAGGAGCAAUCCAGCGUCUGCACCACUCCGAUUUGUGCCCUUUGUUGCAUAUCCAUCAUUCUCCCUCGGUGAAAGUAUUGUGUAGCUGGCUCACUAAACCCAACGAGUUGUAGAUUGCUGCAUCGAAGUCGUCGUCUUCUCACUGCUUGUACGCAACAGAUUCAAGUACUGCAGCUAGGAAGAGUCUAGAUGGAAAACAUGUGUAAAGGUUCCUAAGAAGGUUCUUCGGUAUUUUCCAAUAAAGAGGACGUGUUCGUGUUUUGGGUCUGGGACCAACUCCCCAAGAGGUUGCUACCCCGGGGCUCAAAGCGCUCAUGUCAACAAGGAUGCAAAUGGAAAUUUGGGCUCGACAACAAGCUGAAAAUAAGAACAGAACUCUCGAGCAACGCAUUGCAGAAUUGGGAUUGGAAAGGAAGGCACAAGGAAGGACAAAUGCUGAAGGGACAAAUGUUGAAGUCCUGUCACAACAUGGCUCUAAUUCACGACAGUGUGUGAGUUCGACACCUGAAGGACCUAUCGAUGAGGCACAUAAUGUUCCUCGGCAUGAAGAAUAUGAUAAUUAUGUAGAGGAUCAAGACUAUAAUCAUUAGUAUGACGAGGAAGAUGCGAACGUGCUCCCCCAUAGGCAUGUUGCAGCUCGAUCAGCUAUGAACAUUACAACAACAACAAAUGUUGAAAUGCAAGAGAGUUUGCCCCCCUCUAGGCCUAUUGUAGCCCAAUCAGCUAGGAAUAUCACUACUGCACCAAGUGAUAUCCAACAACCUUACUUUGCAAAUGAUACACAUGCUGCAAUUGAACAGAGCAUGCUGCCCCCUAGGCUUACUACAGCCCGAUCAUCUAUUAACAUGAGUAUUGCACAAACAAAUGAUAUCCUUCCUCGUUUUGCAAAUGAUACACAUGCUGGAACUGAUGAGAGCUUGCUCCCCUAUAGACCAGAUGCAACCCAUUCACCAAUAAAAAAGACAACUACGGCAACAAAGCAUGCCCCUCCUCGCUUUUCUCAUAGUGACUUUGUUGGAAAGGAUGUCAUAUUAUUUACUAUAUUGAGAUCUGAAUUACCUGUGGCUAGGGGAACAGUCAUUUCAAUUAACCCAAACACCAUGGAUGCUACGUUGCCUCGGAGUUAUGGGGACAUGAAGACUAUGGCUAGUGCUCUCAAGAUGAGCAUUGCAUGGCCAUACAAUAAAAUAAAGGAAUGCAGGAAAAAGGAGUGCAAGAGGGCAUCCAGUACACCUCUCAAGAACAUUGCAGGAUGUGUUGGGCAGUCUUUGGCUUGAGUUUCUAGAAAAUGGUUCUCCACAUACACUAUGGAUGUGCUUUUGGUUUUUAGUUCCUAAAAAUGAUCGUGUGCACAAAACUUAGUAUAUCAAGCCUAACUAUUAUAUUGCUCGCUGGGUGUGCAUUCAUGUAAGCUUUUGGUGGGUGACAAUAUUGUAUGAUCGAUGUAAUGUGUGACUUUGUUGGAUGAUCUUAUGGUGGUGUUUAGUUGCCAAAAUUUUUUGGCAAAAAUAUCACAUCAAACGUUUGACCGAAUGUCGGAAGGGGU
This is a messenger RNA of Oryza brachyantha (malo sina), 1904 nucleotides long. RefSeq lists its product as uncharacterized. The record is from RefSeq and is a predicted model, not a curated record. The transcript is spliced from 12 exons. Lineage: Eukaryota; Viridiplantae; Streptophyta; Magnoliopsida; Poales; Poaceae. Bases 1006 to 1635 code for a protein of 209 amino acids.